CCUUCGUGAGCGGUUCCUGACCUGGCUUCUUCCUGCACAAUGUCGGAAGAAAAAGUCGUCGACCGCAAAGAUCACGACUCGAUCUCUGAUUCCUAUUCCAAGGAAGGCGUACAAGUCAAACAUAUCGACAAUGCCAGCCAAAACGUCAACGUCAAGCUGGCCAACCCCUUGUCAGGGAUCCCACAUGACCAACUGAUGGCAGAUGCUGCUCAAUUUGCGGAGGAUCGCGGGCUUGGCCACCUUACGGAGGUCUUCAAGAAAGGUGCUCUCGUCGCGCAAGACCCUAUUGCCUUUGAGACUCCUCCUAUGCUUGACGAUGCCGACCGAAACAUUCUACGGCGCGAGUUGACCCAUCGCUGGGACCAGCCAUGGCAAUUACUAUCUUGUAAUUCUAUGUUCUUUAGCGGCCGCCGUCCAGGGUUUAUUAAUGGUGCCAAUAUCUUCUUCGCCUCACAAUUCGGUAUCGACCCAAAUUCACAAGACGGCAAUGCUGGUCGUAAUCAAUGGCUCUUUGGUCUCGUGAACUCUGCUCCCUAUCUUUGUUGCGGCAUGAUUUCGUGUUGGUUGACCGCUCCGCUCAACGUCUAUCUCGGUCGUCGAGGAACUAUCUUCCUCACCGCAUUCAUAUCUUUUGCCAGUUGUAUCUGGCAGGGCGUCACAAACUCAUGGCAACAUCUUUUCGUCGCUCGCUUUGUCCUUGGUUUUGGUAUAGGCCCUAAAUCAAGUACUGUCCCUGUGUACGCAGCCGAAUGCGCCCCUGCGGUCAUUCGUGGUGCUCUAGUCAUGAUGUGGCAGAUGUGGACUGCAUUCGGUAUUAUGAUCGGUGAUGUGGUGGACUUGGCAUUCUUCAAAGUCCCGGACAAACCUGGCAUCACAGGGCUAAACUGGCGUCUCAUGUUGGGCUCUGCUGGUGUUCCCGCUGUCAUCGUGAUGAGCCAGGUCUACUUCAGCCCUGAGUCUCCUCGUUGGCUGAUGUCGAAGGGUCGCUACGACAAGGCAUACGAGUCCCUCCUCCGCCUUCGUCAUGCACCCAUUCAGGCUGCCCGUGACCUUUACUACAUCCACACCCUCCUCGAAGCCGAGAAAGAGAUUACCACAGGUCGAAACCUCCUCUUCGAACUCUUCACGGUCGCUCGAAACCGUCGCGCUGCUCUCGCCUCCGUGAUCGUCAUGUUCCUGCAACAAUUCUGCGGCGUCAACGUCAUUGCCUACUACUCUACCAACGUCUUUACCGAUGCCAACUUCACCGAGAUCCAAGCCCUUCUGGCUUCUUGGGGUUUUGGUAUGAUCAAUUGGUUGUUCGCGUUCCCCGCAGUGUACACCAUUGAUACGUUCGGACGGCGGAAUUUGCUGUUAACGUCAUUCCCGUUGAUGGCUAUCUUCUUGCUUAUGACCGGUUUUGCCUUUUGGAUACCGGAAGGGAAGGGCAGGUUAGCAGUUGUCAGUUUGGGCAUUUAUUUGUUCGGAAUGGCGUACUCGCCUGGUGAAGGUCCUGUGCCAUCCACUUACUCGGCAGAAGCUUAACCUUUGUACGUUCGUGACGUUGGCAUGUCAUUAUCAACUUCAGUGCUCUGGUUCUUCAACUUCGUCAUCGCCCUUACCUUCCCCCGACUUCUUAGUGCCUUCGGGCCCCAAGGAGCUUUUCGUUGGUACGCAGGCUGGAAUAUUCUUGGGUUCUUCUUGGUCCUCCUCUUCGUACCUGAGACCAAAGCACUCUCGCUCGAAGAGCUCGAUCAUGUGUUCUCUGUACCAACACGCACUCAUGCUGCAUAUCAAGUCAAGGCAUUGGGACGGAACAUCAAGAAGUAUAUCUUUAGGAUGAAGGUGAAGGACGUACCCCCGCUAUACCAGCAUGAAGGUGGUAUCGGCGAGAAGACGUAUGCGCCUGCUGCGGCUGGUCAUUCGUCCGCAGGGCCUGCAGGGUCUAGCGACCCUCCCUUCCGUCACGAAAGCUACUAUGUAUAGCUUUCACCUCCUUGAUAGGCAUAGAAGACACUUCUUAGGCUAACAUGGAUGUACAACUUGAACUUAUAAGCAUUCUUGCAUGCAUCAAGGAGUCCCUGAUGUAUCGUAGUAAUUGCGAGGCUGUAUAAUAGUGCGACCUAGUUUAUUCUUUGAAUCAAGUCUGUUUGCCUGGCGAAAUUUGUAUCUUCAGUCGU
Somion occarium is the source of this 2159-nucleotide messenger RNA. The record is from the annotation of a GenBank genome assembly. NCBI's taxonomy places the organism in Eukaryota, Fungi, Basidiomycota, Agaricomycetes, Polyporales, Cerrenaceae.